Messenger RNA from Fusarium fujikuroi IMI 58289, 321 nucleotides. RefSeq lists its product as uncharacterized. Bases 1 to 321 code for a protein of 106 amino acids. NCBI's taxonomy places the organism in Eukaryota, Fungi, Ascomycota, Sordariomycetes, Hypocreales, Nectriaceae. The record is from RefSeq and is a predicted model, not a curated record. The transcript has a single exon.
AUGUCUUCGGUUGUCUCUCUCGACAUUAACAGACCAAGUCUGACAAGAGUCUCCAGUAACAGAGUUGACUCUUCUUGCCCGCCUUCUCUCCCUAUCCAAAUCGCUGGCGGCACUCGUGGAUAUCCCAUUGACAUCCGUCUUUUCCGAGCCCAAGACUACAACGAUGACAUCAACCGAGAUCAUGUCCUCAUAUAUCUUUCUCCUCGACACCUGCUCGUGAUCAGAUGUGGGCUCGACCGUAUCAAAAGUCCUCCGAAUAUCUUGGCACAACCUUCAAUGCCUGACUCGACAAGAACAUUACCCAAGACUCACCUCUUCUAG